Aedes albopictus (Asian tiger mosquito) is the source of this 2301-nucleotide messenger RNA. Its product is annotated as nose resistant to fluoxetine protein 6-like. The coding region runs from base 178 to 2301 and encodes 707 amino acids. The record is from RefSeq and is a predicted model, not a curated record. The transcript is spliced from 9 exons. Gene Ontology annotation, molecular function: acyltransferase activity, transferring groups other than amino-acyl groups. Lineage: Eukaryota; Metazoa; Arthropoda; Insecta; Diptera; Culicidae.
AUUUGCUCCAACUGGUUCAAUCUUCAUUGCAGCAGGGUUGAGAUAGGCGCAUGAGCCUUGCGCCAAUGAAUUAAGAACUGCACCAGAGUAGUUCACUUUAAAGCGUCGGUCAGUGCGGAUGGUUUAUCUCGAGGAUACUGAAAAACGGAUUGCGAGUUCGGAUAUCAGUGCGGCAAAAUGAUUCGGUGGAAAUGGUUGCUCGUUCUGGUGGUGUGGGUUUCCGGGUGUUUGGGUGCUGCCCAAGGAAUGAGCGAGCCGAUCAAAAGAUCGGAGUAUAACCGCAUGCCGAAGAUGUUCGAGUACGAUUACUACGACGAUUGUCUGUACAGUGACCCGGAAGAAGUGCAAGCGACCUAUUGUAUGGUUCGGGUGGUGAUCAAACCGGAUAAUAGGUCGGAGUUGUGGCGACUGAUUGAAAGUUUUUCCAGCAAUUGGAAGUUGCACUUCAAUCAUGCACAUUUGGAUCGGGGCAUAUGCAUCGGCAAUGUCAAUAAAUUGAUGGAGCAGUUUGGUGAAGGAAAUUCAAGUGGAUUGAUAGUACCAAAGUUUGAAAUACCAUUUCCGUACAAGAUCAAACAUGACCCGUUCAAAAAUGCAGAAGCCUACAGAAGGAACUAUUCAGAAAUUGUCAGCAUCCUCGUAAACAAGGAUCUCACUGAAAAACAUGGACUCAAGGCAUACACGGAAAUCGAGUAUUGUGAUCGAACGGGAGUCGAUGAAUUUCCGAUUGAUCACAUGGACAUCGCCUUUAUCGUCAUCCUGCUAGUCCUGCUCUUGCUGAUGCUCCUGUCCAGUUGCUACGACUUUCGCUGCAAGGUUGGCUUCGGCCUGAACCACUACCGCGAGGACCUUCCGACUCGAAAAUCCAUGCUGCUGGCAUCUUUUUCGGUGAUGCGCAACUGGUACCGGUUGAUUUCUCGUUCGAAGGAACCUCUGUACCGAGAUCUCCGACCGAUACAAGCAGUUCGGUACUUUAGCUUCAUCUUGAUGUUGAUCGGGCAUGCGAGUAUUCUGGUGCAACCUCGCACUGGGUGGAUCAUGGAGCAAAAGUACCGGGAGCUGGAGACCAUGAUCAUCGUCAAUGGGUUUCAGAUCAUAUCGACGUUCAUUGUGCUGGGUGGAUUUGUGUUCACCGUUAUGUUUGUUGAGAAGAUGAAUGAGACGGACAGGAAGCCUGGUUGGCUGGAGAUUGUGCUGAUCACCGUGAAUCGGUAUAUUCGGCUCACUCCAGUAUACGCUCUGAUCCUUCUGUUCGAAGCCACGUGGUAUGUCCGACUUCAUGAUGGUCCCUUCUGGAGAAGAGCUGCUGAGACGGAGUUAACCUUCUGUCGACGAAACUGGUGGAUCAAUCUGCUGUACUUCAACAACUACUACAAACAGGACGAACCCUGUAUGCAGCAUUCUUGGUAUCUGGCCUGUGACUUCCAAUUAUCAAUCAUUGGGCUAAUCCUGGUUACUGCGGUUCUGAGAUUUCCCAAGAUAAAGGUGUUUCUGCUAGCAGUGGUGACCAGCAUUUCGGUGGUAAUUCCUGCAGUUGUGGUCUAUAAAAAUGCAUUUGAAGGAGUCCCGAUAUUUUCACCGGAAGCAAGACGUUUCAUCUUCUGGUAUGACGAAGGCUACCAGAAAACCUAUCUACCUACUCAUAUGUAUCUCGUCCAUUACCUGUUCGGUAUCAUCAGUGGAUUCAUUUACUUCCAACUGAAGAAGAGCAAUUAUAAUCUAGCAACUCUUAGGAUUUACCGCAUCAUCUGGUAUUCGUUGUACAUUCUCGGCCCCGCCCAGUUUUUCCUGGGUCAAAUCUUCUACAUGAACAAUUUUGCCAAACCAUCGAUCUGGAUGUCGAUCUAUUUUGCAGCGGCUCGAGUCGUUUGGGCCUUCAUUAUCGUGCUCGGUUUGUUGGGCUUCCUGUACCGGGUCAGCAAAUCCAUUACUCGCUUCACCAAUAUCCGGAUUUUCGAAGUCUUGGGACGGCUGACGUACGGAGCGUACGUGGGGCACUUCUUCAUAAUUAAAAUCAUGUUUUAUAACGUGCGGGAGUUGUCCAAUCUGAAUGUGUUCAAUAUUGCAACAAAAAUCCAUGGAACUAUGUACUUGGCAUACUUUCUCUCACUGGCUAUGGCCUUACUGGUAGAACUACCCAUAUCGGCGAUUCAGAAGCAACUUCUGGAAGGAGUGCUGAAAUCGAAACGACCCGAUCAGAAUAAGACGGAGGAAGUACCGAAUGGUAUCGCGAAAGAUAUCUUCAACGGCGGAUUCACGAACGAUGCCUUCAAAAGAACGUUUCGGGGGAGUGUUGAGUAA